Messenger RNA from Apodemus sylvaticus (European woodmouse), 912 nucleotides. RefSeq names its product RNA polymerase II, I and III subunit H (gene Polr2h). Gene Ontology annotation, molecular function: DNA-directed RNA polymerase activity. The record is from RefSeq and is a predicted model, not a curated record. The transcript is spliced from 5 exons. Gene Ontology annotation, biological process: DNA-templated transcription. Lineage: Eukaryota; Metazoa; Chordata; Mammalia; Rodentia; Muridae. Gene Ontology annotation, cellular component: RNA polymerase I complex; RNA polymerase II, core complex; RNA polymerase III complex. Bases 232 to 684 code for a protein of 150 amino acids.
GGCCCGAGCGGCUCCGAGGUGGCCCUGCCCGGCGGAAGUGAAGGAGCCCCGAGAGGGAGGCAGCGGAAGUGGCUGCGUCGCUGCAGCGUGUGCGCGUGCGCCCUCGGCCUCGUUGCCGCUUUUGGGGCGGUACUCUGCCCUGUCUUCUUUCCUCCCUCCACGUGAGGGGGUGCGUGGAUUCCCAGUGGUGGCCGCGCGCUCUGCACCUCUGCAGCUCUCGUGCCCUUCACGAUGGCGGGCAUCCUGUUCGAGGAUAUUUUCGAUGUGAAAGACAUUGACCCAGAAGGCAAGAAGUUUGAUCGAGUAUCCCGGCUGCACUGUGAGAGUGAAUCUUUUAAGAUGGACCUCAUCUUAGACGUAAACAUCCAGAUUUACCCUGUAGACUUAGGUGACAAGUUCCGGUUGGUUAUAGCUAGUACUUUGUAUGAAGAUGGUACCUUGGAUGAUGGUGAAUACAACCCCACAGAUGACAGGCCUUCCAGGGCUGACCAGUUUGAGUAUGUAAUGUAUGGGAAAGUGUACAGGAUUGAAGGGGACGAGACCUCGACUGAAGCAGCCACGCGUCUCUCUGCAUACGUGUCCUACGGAGGCCUGCUCAUGAGGCUCCAGGGGGACGCCAACAACCUGCAUGGAUUUGAGGUGGACUCCAGAGUUUAUCUGCUGAUGAAGAAGCUGGCGUUCUGAACUUUGUGGGAAACCAGACUUGUUGCAUGGACAUUGUUCAAGCCUGUGUAGAGCUGUGGAUGUUCGCCUGUAAAAGGGACAGGGCGCUGUGUCUACUGUGGGGACAUCUUCAGUUUGUCUGAAUCCAGUGGAAAACUGACUUGUCUGUAAAUGUCAAGUGGGAGAGCUUACCAUGAACCUGAAGUUGUAUAUGAUUUUUUUUUUAUUAAAGUUUACUUUUUCAGAGUC